UGUUCCUAAUACACACACCAUAGAACCAUAGAAAUAUAUCCUCUGAAAUUAGCGAUCACCAUUACCAUUCAAAUAUGACAGCCCCAACAGCCAAUCCACUUGACCAACUCAUUCUCGAAUGUCAAAACGACCCGACUGAAAUUCAAACCCGAUAUGAAACCCACCGCCGCGACAGAAAUGCACGGUUCAAGACCACACUCCUGAGCCAGGAUUUCAAGGGAUGGCAGACCGACGAGAUUCUACGGAAGCUGCUCGCGCAGGAGACCCAGAGAAGCGACUCUGACAGCGAAGGCUUCGUCGAUCCCCGGCAUAAUCUCAACUGUUUGGCGUUGCCGCCGCGGCAUAUUCGUGAUCUGGUGGCCGAGAUCCAACGGGAUAUUCGGGAUGUUGCGCCGACGAUGUGGUUUGCCCCGGCACAUUAUCUGCACAUGACCACGCUGGAAGUCGCUCCCGGGCGAACCGAAGAGGAGAUCAAGAGUCUCUUGGCUCAAAUCCAAGGGAGCGGAGGGGUUUCCGAGCUAGCGGACUACACAUUCGACCAUCGGACGCGGUUGAUCAAGCCGAUUGUCAGCUACGAUGCGUCUGCAAUGGCCUUGAGUUUCGUCACGGCCGCGGACGACGGGUACACCUAUCACCACCUGCGACGAGAUAUCUACAACGGCAUGGCGGCGACGGGUGUCUCCCCAGUCUCUAGGUAUAUGGUUCCCUCUGCGCAUAUCACCAUUGCGAGAUUUAUCACCCAGGAUGGGUUCCUGGUAGAUGGUUCGGGGACGGAUGCGGCACGAGUGGUUGACCGGGAGCGAGUGGCGGAGUUGGUGGAGAGGAUCGAGCAGAUCAACGUGAAAUUGCGGGAGAAGUACUGGCCGCGCGAGAGGGAUGGAAAUGCUCCGGCGGAGGGAGACUGGAUCGUCAACGUUCCGAAAACCCGCCGGACGUACUGCAAGUCCAAGGACUGCCACAAGCACCAGCAGCACAAGGUUACCCAGUACAAGGCUGGCAAGGCCUCGCUGUCCGCCCAGGGUAAGCGUCGUUACGACCGGAAGCAGAGCGGUUACGGUGGUCAGACCAAGCCCGUCUUCCACAAGAAGGCCAAGACCACCAAGAAGAUCGUCUUGCGUCUGGAGUGCACUGCCUGCAAGGCCAAGAAGCAGCUCGCUCUGAAGCGUUGCAAGCACUUCGAGCUUGGUGGUGACAAGAAGACCAAGGGUGCUGCUCUUGUUUUCUAGAUUUGUGUUUUUCUUGUUCGGCUCUGGGUUUCCUGUUGCACAGGCAGCUGCUCCGGCGGAGGGCAUACGACUUUGGCAAUGGAUAAAUGAAAUAGGAUUUCAUACUCAAGAAAAAAAAAUACCAAAGAAAGCAUAUGGCUCCUAGUUUAUGAG
This is a messenger RNA of Aspergillus steynii IBT 23096, 1379 nucleotides long. RefSeq names its product 60S ribosomal eL42 domain-containing protein. The coding region runs from base 75 to 1226 and encodes 383 amino acids. The record is from RefSeq and is a predicted model, not a curated record. Gene Ontology annotation, molecular function: structural constituent of ribosome. Gene Ontology annotation, biological process: translation. Lineage: Eukaryota; Fungi; Ascomycota; Eurotiomycetes; Eurotiales; Aspergillaceae. Gene Ontology annotation, cellular component: ribosome; cytosolic large ribosomal subunit. The transcript has 6 exons.